AAUGUCUCACAACAACCCUUUACACCACGUAUUAUAUAUAUACUCCAUAUGUAUUGAUACUAUUAUAUAUUCCUCCCUCCCACACUCCGUUAAAGUUGUCUCAUUUAUCUUUUUGGUCAAUUUCAUUAAGAUCAUCUUAUACAAAAUCUGUAACUUGAAGCUUCUAUCCUUGCAACGACCUUGUUUGCACUUACAUGGAGUCUUGUCUCAGACACCCGUGCUUCGCAGCCUUAUUCGCAGUAGUACUCACGAGUUUCCAGCUUAACUCAUUGGCUUUCGGAAUUAGUAGUUUGGAAGGGGAGACCUGGUCGCAGCUGACUCGAGACGUCUUGGAAUCGGCCAGGGAACCUGAGUUCUUCGAUUGGUUGAAAAGGGUGCGUAGGAGAAUCCAUGAGUACCCAGAGCUGGGGUUUGAAGAACACCGGACGAGUCAACUCGUGAGGGAUGAGCUUGACUCACUCGGAAUCGAAUAUUCCUGGCCGGUGGCCAAGACCGGUGUAGUUGCUACGGUUGGAUCCGGCGCUAAGCCUUGGUUUGGCUUAAGAGCUGACAUGGAUGCCCUCCCUAUUCAGGAAUUGGUGGAAUGGGAUCAUAAAAGCAAGAUUAAUGGUAAAAUGCAUGCUUGUGGCCAUGAUGCUCAUGUAACAAUGUUGCUUGGAGCAGCAAGGUUGCUUCAGAAAAGAAGGAAGACAUUAACGGGCACGGUUAAGCUUGUCUUUCAACCUGCUGAAGAGGGAUUUGGUGGCGCCUAUGAUAUGAUAAAGGAAGGAGCUUUAGAUGGCUUUGAGUCCAUUUUUGGAUUGCAUGUUCUGCCACAUAUACCAGUGGGUAAAAUUAGUUCAAAACCAGGGCCACUGCUUGCUGGAUCAGGUUUUUUUGUGGCUACAUUUCAUGGUAAAGGUGGUCAUGCAGCAUUUCCGCAUCAAACUAAAGACCCAGUUCUCGCUGUUUCUAUGGCAAUCAUUGCACUCCAACAUAUCGUUUCUCGUGAAACUGAUCCUCUAGAGCCUAGGGUUGUGACAAUUGGAUUUGUGGAGGCAGGUCAGGCUGGAAAUGUGAUACCUGAACAGGUAAAGUUUGGCGGAACUUAUAGGUUCACAACUUCAGAAGGUUGUUCUUAUCUUCAACGAAGGAUCAAAGAGAUCAUAGAAACUCAAGCAGCCGUGCACAGAUGUACUGCCACAGUUGAUUUCAUGGAGAAAAAAACGAUCUACCCACCAACCAUAAACGAUCUUGCAAUGUACAAACAUGCUAAAAGAGUUGGGGAACUGAUGCUUGGUGAGGAGAAUGUGGAGCAAUGCCCAAUGUCAAUGGGAGCAGAAGACUUCAGCUUCUACUCGCAAAAGAUGCCAGCUGCCUUCUUCAAUAUCGGUGCGAGAAAUGAGACAAUGAUGCCUGUACAAGGAUUGCACAAUCCUUACUUUGUUAUUGAUGAAGAAGUUCUGCCCAUAGGUGCAGCUUUCCACACUGGAGUUGCUAUUGCUUACUUAGAAUUACAUGGCCGUUUGGAUGAAGAACAAUAGAAUGGUGUUUCACUCAGCUUACCAUUUUGAUUAAUUAAAUCUUUUCUUGUGUUAUCAUGUCCAUAUUUGAAGGCCUGCAUUUAGCUCAGUUUGUGAGCUCAAGUAUAUAGCUAACGCAUACAAAACUGAGGGGUGGACAAGAACCAGAAUGUUGUAUAUAAGUUUUUCAGUUCUAUUAAAUGAAGAUGGACAAUGUCCAUCUCUAUAGGCAAGUACAACCCAUUAACCGACAAUUUGACAUAGGAGCCCAUCAUAAUAGUGCC
Molecule: messenger RNA, 1786 nt
Organism: Cuscuta europaea
Lineage: Eukaryota; Viridiplantae; Streptophyta; Magnoliopsida; Solanales; Convolvulaceae
Source: the annotation of a GenBank genome assembly